CGAAACGCGUCAAGAGACGACUCAAGCUAGUGGACGCGUUGACUUCGCGGACUCGUACAGCAGCCCAGAAAGCACCAUGGCAAGUGAAACUUUGAGCAUCGACAAGAGCGAGGCUGUCGCUGUCGGUCCGUGCAACUCCGAGUCCGCAGCUCCUUCUGUGAAGGUCGCUACGGUCUCUCAAAAGAAGACGAAGAAAUCCAAGACCAAGGUGAAAGCGGUAGUUGCGGCGGUUGCUGCAACUCAGGAGCUGAAUGAGGCUGAUUCUAUGAGCAACUUAACUGUGGAUCAUCCGUAUCUGAGCGUGUUGUACAAGCGCAUCCGUUCGCACCGUAAGAAGCUCGAGAAGAUCAAAAGUCUGGAGGUGGCGCAACUUAAGGAUGGUAAGAAGCCCAAUGCCCAGCAACUGGAGCUUAUGAGCAACAAGGCAACGCUCGAGAAGCUCGUAGCGGAGUUGGAGAUGCUCCGUGAGCAGUUUAUUGGAGUCUACAGCGAAGAAUUGGAGAAGAAGAAACAGCAGGAGGCCGAGGAAGCUGCUGCUGCUAUCGCUGAACCGGAGGAGGAGAAGGAGGAGGAGAGUGAUCGGGUUGCAAAGGAGGAAGAAACCGUGAUGGAAACUGAACAGGAGACUCAGGAGGUCCAGGAGAACGUGGAGACGGUUGAGGAGGUUACGGAGCAGGGCUUUGCCAAUGUAUACGAGCUACUAAAGACUCUGCACGUGGUGAACUUGCAUCAAGCGUUGGGUAAGGAAGUCCCGAUGGUACUGGACUUCUUCUCCAAGGUUCUGCUGGGCAACACCCGCCCGCCUGCCGAGUUGUCAUACGAGGAGAACUUGAUGGAGUCGCUGGAGGAGGCCAAGAAGUACCUGACGGACAGUGAAAAGAUCUUUGCGUGUGAUACGACGUACAGUGGAUUGAGGGCGUUUGUGGACCAGUUGGCAAACAUCUCGGAUAAGUCUGACAAGGAAGUUAAGGAGGAAGAAGAAGCAGAGAAGUCCAAGGAGGAACUGGUAGAGGACGUUAUCGAGGCUGGCGAGACGUCAGACUCUCCUGUCGUUCCUGCUGAGAUCAACACGAUGCCACAGAUCAGCUUCUUCACCGAGUCGCAGCUCGAAUCAGAGCACGGAGACGAUGCUACAGAGGAAACGGAGCAGGUGGAGGUGACGGAACCGCAGGUGACUGAGGCUCAGAACGAGCCUGUGGAGGAGAUUAGCGAGAGUAACGAGACUCAGAGUGAAGAGCAGAUUGAAGCGUCUACUGCAGGGUCAAUUCCUGCUCCGCCGCUGUCGUUUGCUGCGGUUACUGCUGGAGUGACUAGCGAGCGUACGCCUUCGCCGUCAGCUUCGUCGGAUUCAUCUGGCAAUGACAAGAAGGGAUCUGGCAACAGUCCGAACAAGAACUCACGUCGUCGUGGUCAGGGUCGCUGGAGAGAGAAGAGUAGUAAUAGUAGUAGUGGCAACAAGUCUGGAUCUCCUACUAAUGGAGGCAAGCCACGCCGUCCUCGUGCGCCACGCACGAACGAGAACAGCAACGUCCAAGGAGGCAAGCGCAGCGGAUCGAAGGAGAACAGACGUCCGCGUAUCGACCGUGGACUGCGGAAGCAGGGCAAUUCGCCGCAGCAGCUCUCGAUGCCCAUGAUUGCCCCGCACGCAUAAGGAAAGGAGACCAGACAGAAGCGGGAGCGUUUGGAUGAUAAUUGUCUAGCGCAAGCAGACCAAUGAACACUUGCUGAAAUUUGUACUCCAUGAGGGUACACGGAGGAAAAAGUAGUGAAGUAGUGGUGGAGCACCCGCAGAUGUGAUAAAUGGUUCAAAGUGAAAUCUUUUGAUUUUUUGAAAGCGGCUAGUCUGCUCUGUGUAGUUCACAGCACUGAAGCGUGGUAAUCGGGAAAUGAGGACUCGCAUAGCGGGCGCUACUCAUGCACGCUGGAUAAUUUAUGGACGAUGUGUAUUGGUCCAUGUAUUAUCCAUGUUUUUCCAUGUAUCGGUCGGUAAUUUAUUCAAGUGUUUCAACUGUGAGUAAGUCUUCAACUGUGAUUUGGGUGGUGGUGGCCGUGGACAGAGGAUAGAAACGAGUUUAAUGCAAAAGGCUUAUUUCUCUUGCCCAGCUUAAUGUUUAGAAGCUACUCCUUGCAGGCUAGGCAACGAAUGAAACGAUAGACGUGGCAAGCCGAGGAUAUGUCGGAUAGAUGAAGGCAG
This is a messenger RNA of Phytophthora nicotianae INRA-310, 2194 nucleotides long. RefSeq lists its product as hypothetical. The transcript has a single exon. The record is from RefSeq and is a predicted model, not a curated record. NCBI's taxonomy places the organism in Eukaryota, Oomycota, Peronosporomycetes, Peronosporales, Peronosporaceae. Bases 77 to 1651 code for a protein of 524 amino acids.